AAUUAAAGGCGUGCAUCACCAUUGCCCGGUUUCAUUCUUAACACUGCCCCUUAUAUAAGAGGAGACAAAAAAAAAAUGUUCUGAACAAAGGCUAAUUGAGUUUUACAUAGCAGAAGGCUUGAAAAGUUAAUACUGUGCCUUUUCACGGGACUCUGAGCUGCAAGGACAGCUGCUCUUUGACCUUCAGCAGACCUCAGAAACUAGAAAUACUUAUUUCAGGCUCCACCGGACUGACCACCGUUGUCAGGAAUGGAAAGCACCUGUCAGGUGUUGCUGCAGGGGCUAACUGGCGACUUGUGGCUUGAGUUGUAGCCUCUACUCCCUACCGUCUUUUUGGGCGUUCAAACCACCGCUGGUGUCGAGCGCCCCCUACACGCGACACACGGAAACGGGCGCUGUUAGUGCUCCUUUUCCUAGCCACCCUCUGGCAGGCGCCCACGCUCCCGGGGGGUAUACCUUGUAACUCUGAGCGGCGCGGGAGCUGGGACCCUGAAGUUUCUUCCCCUUCCCACCACCUGGGCCAAGUUCAGGCUCACGAGUGAGCUGCUCACGUACGGCAGCUUAAAUGGAAAGGGCCACUCAGUCCAGCCAGCGCGGAGGCCCAGGACGACCACUGACCUGUCGCAAAGGCCUAGGUUCAGUUUCUAGACCGCGCCUGGGGCCUGGUGGGGGGGCCGGCUACGGGUACCGGAAGAUUGGGGCGCGUUUCCGGAAGACUUCUCCUGCAGCCAAUCAGCGUUAAGACCUUCCUCCUUCACCGGAAGGCGCUGUCUCCCGGAGCAACCAACCAGAUUGCUGUCUUCAGUUUGGUGGCGGGAAAAGGCCAUGAGUAAAAACCGGGCCGAGGCUGCGGCCGGAGCCCCCGGGAUCAUCCUGAGGUACCUGCAGGAACAAAAUCGGCCCUACAGCGCGCAGGACGUGUUCGGAAACCUGCAGAAGGAACAUGGACUGGGCAAGGCGGCGGUGGUGAAGGCUCUGGAUCAGCUGGCCCAGCAAAGCAAGAUCAAAGAGAAGACGUACGGCAAGCAGAAAAUUUAUUUUGCCGAUCAGGACCAGUUUGACACAGUGAGUGAUGCUGACCUCCACAGCCUGGAUGCCAAAAUUGCGGCCCUCACUGCCAAGGUGCAGAGCUUACUGCAAAGCUGCCGCCACAUGGAGGCUGCUUUUCCAGAAUGUGGGGUCCUAUUCUGGAGAGGUCCCAGAGCAAGAUGGAAGCUGACCUCCCACCUCUGGGAAGCACCUGCUGAGCAAGACAGAAUCCAUUCCUCGCACGUCCCUGGUAACACUGGGGAGAGGCUGAAGAACAUCAAAGCAGCCACCAACCAUAUCACUCCAGAAGAGAAAGAGCAGGUGUACAAAGACAGACAGAAGUAUUGUAAAGAGUGGAGGAAGCGGAAGAGAAUGACCACCGAGCUGUGUGAUGCAAUCCUUGAAGGAUACCCCAAGAGCAAGAAACAGUUUUUUGUAAGUGACGCUUGCUUUUGCUCCCCUGGGAUCUUUACCCAGAGGACUCCUUCACUCCUUUCCUUACCCCACAGGAGGAAGUCGGGAUAGAGACAGAUGAAGAUCAUAAUGUCACGCUCCCAGACCCCUGAGGGGCCCUUGGUGGAGUCUGGGAGUGGAUGUCCCAGGCUGGCUGCCUUGUUUGGGGUGGCCUUAUUUUUGCUGCGCUCCACCUUCGAGUGGUAGGGAGGGAAGUACACAGCUGAUAAUCAGGAAGAGAUGCUUGUGUCCAUUUUGUUGUCGUAUUACAGAGGCCUCAGCAAGGAAGAACAAUCCUAAGGGAAAUUAUCUAGAAUAUUUAUUGUAAUAUAAUUUGAUAUAAAAAUACUUAAUUUCCUCUGGAUUAUCAAACCUCCCAGAUAUCAAACCUGGGGAAGGCAACAGGGAACACUGGGGAGAAAGGUACAGAAAGGGUUCUCAAAUGUUGGAUGUAUGAAAACCUAAGGCAUUAGCCAGGCCUACCCCCCGACGACCCGAGUGUCUUCUGUAGCUAUCCCCCAAGUCCUAGGAGGAAUGGAGGCAACACACUGGUGCUGGUGGCUACGCAGACACAGUACACAGAGAUGGCUGGGGUGCUCUGGAGGGCCACUGGAAAUUUGGGGAAACUAUAACAAACGCACACUGUUGGUAUUUAGAAAAUAAAUUCAAAUGUUAUGCUGUGA
This is a messenger RNA of Myodes glareolus (Bank vole), 2165 nucleotides long. NCBI's taxonomy places the organism in Eukaryota, Metazoa, Chordata, Mammalia, Rodentia, Cricetidae. The record is from RefSeq and is a predicted model, not a curated record.